This is a messenger RNA of Colletotrichum godetiae, 336 nucleotides long. RefSeq lists its product as uncharacterized. NCBI's taxonomy places the organism in Eukaryota, Fungi, Ascomycota, Sordariomycetes, Glomerellales, Glomerellaceae. Bases 1 to 336 code for a protein of 111 amino acids. The record is from RefSeq and is a predicted model, not a curated record. The transcript has 3 exons.
AUGGGGAUACCCGACAUUGCAAGCCCAGGCAAUUCCGGCAGUGUUCACUUGGAUCGAUGCGAAUUGCAAGAUGUAGAGUAUGUUGCUGUCACCGAAAAUCCGGUCUGGUGCAAGGCCAUGCUGGAGCUUCUGGAUAUGGUAGCCUGCGCUAUUGUGGAGAUUGAUACCGCUGCAGACAUCAUUGAAAGCAAGAACGCGACGUACAAAACCGCUGUAUGGCUGGUGGACCAACUGGGUUUGGAAGUCAACGGUCUUGCCGUUGCAGUGGAUGCCAUGGCAGUGGACACCAUCGCCGCCCCUACGAUGCCUUGGGAUGGGAGAGCUGGAUUGGCUUGA